AUGAACAAGAAAGUGUGGUCACCAUCAUGUCUAUCUGGUCAAUCUCCGCGAUCAAACAAAGGAGAACCUUUGGGUGGAGCCCACUUUUUCGACACGUGUGUGGCCUUCUCCAAUCCAACACAGCACCAAAACUUUACAGACUGUGUUGCAUUGAAUAGGGCAUUCACAUGGCGGUUCACUGGUGAUGACUACAUAAACCAAUCACCCUGUAAAGAUUAUAAUCUGUUGUUGGGUUUAAUAUUGCAGAUGAUGGCGAAGCAGAAACAAGAACUGAUUCUUUCUCCUCGAUCAAAUCCCUUCGAUCCACUUGGGUAG
Messenger RNA from Dovyalis caffra, 315 nucleotides. NCBI's taxonomy places the organism in Eukaryota, Viridiplantae, Streptophyta, Magnoliopsida, Malpighiales, Salicaceae. The record is from the annotation of a GenBank genome assembly.